AGGGGAAAGUUCACAUGGUCAACGUUUACUCAGCAAUCCUACUGGCAGGAAAAUUUCAAUUUUUAAAGCCAACAUCUCCCUCCCUAACACACACCUCUUUUGCACCACUGUUCCGGCCAUUCCCCUCUGUCUCACCAUUUCGCAAACGAUUUCCAGGUUCAAGAAAAAACUUGUGGGUGAAGCCUGGUUUGUCUCAUUUGCUUGCUCUUCUUAAUAUUCUAUAAGCGAAUAAAACGCUGUUUAUGGCUGUACUGGAGAAGAUAUCCGAGGUUAUGCAAAAAAAUGAGUUGGUGAAGAAGGGUAUAAGAAAAUCAAUGUUGAUGUUAAUGCAGGAAUGGAAGAGUUUUGAAGAGGAUUCUGACUUGACCACAAAAUGUUUCCAACAAUGCUUCAAUGAACUGGAGGUCAGGGAGAAGCACUUGAGUUCAGUACAAGAAUCAGUGGUUGAUAGUUCUCAGAAACUUAACUUGAUCAGGGAAUCUGUGGAGCAGAAACGGAAAGAAGUUGAGGGAAAAAUGGAAGAAUUUUGUGCAUUUCGAGACAGAGAAAUCAGGGAUUUGGAACGCAAAUGGAAAGACUUCAUUUUGGCCAAACAGGAGUUUGAUGAAACUGUGAAAUUGAGAGAGAAGAAGCUGAAUGAGCAAGAGAAGAUGGGGGAACGCCUUUUGGGCAAAAUAAAAUUUGAGCAUAAGCAGCUGGAGAAUAAACUUGAACUCCAGGAGCUGAAGUCUAAUUUACUCAAGGAAAGACUCCAAUUAAGGGAGGGAAAUAGGCAACUGUCAGAAGAACUUGAUUCUAUGAAGAAGAAACUGGAUUUGGUCAAUGGUGAGCUUCAACAAGAAAAGGAAAAAACCCAAACAGAACAAGGAUUAUUCAAGAAAAGAAUGAAAGAAAUAGCACUUAAUGAAAUACAGGUUGAGGUAAUGGAAGAUCGGUUUAAAUUUAAAGUGCUUGAGGAAACAAAGAAGCAACUGAAAACUAUUGGUAAUGCCCCUGAGAAGACUGAGGCUAUUGACAAUGUAGAAGUGGAUAGAGUUUAUACUACCUCUACUGAUUCUGCUGAUAUAAAACUUGUUCUGACAAUGGAUGGGAAGGCUUUACAGAUAUUCUUAAAUGAGCACGAGAAGAAGCCAGAUUCAAUGUCUGAUGAUGUUUUUAGGUCCCUUCAUUUGUCUCGCAACCCUGCAAUGUUGGUGCUUGAUGCAAUGGAAGGGUUCUAUCCUCCCCACUUGACGAUGAUGAAGGGAGAUACAGAGUUUGAGGGCACUGUUGUCAGGAAGACCUGCAUUCUUGUGUUAGAGCAGUUAAUUAGAUUCUCACCGAAGAUUCAACCUACUGUCCGUAAGAGAGCAAUGAAACUAGCAAGUGAGUGGAAGUUUAAAAUGACUGGGGAUCAAUUGGAGAUCUUGGGUUUCUUGUAUCUGUUGGCUUCUUAUAAUCUGGCAUCUGAUUUUGAUGCGGAUGAGCUUCUGAACCUGCUGGCUGUCGUAGCUGAGCAUAACAAGUCAUCAGAGUUGUGUGAUCUUCUUGGUUUGACCAAGAAGAUCCCUUGCUUCAUCCAGAACCUUAUAGCCAAGCAAAAACAUCUUAAAGCUGUUAAAUUUGCUUAUGCUUUUGUGCUUGCGGACAGUUUCCGGCCAAUACCGAUUCUGAAAGACGACUUGAAACAAACUAUUCAGAUUUCUGACAGCCACUGUUAUGCAGAUGUGUGCUCAGUCAAAGAAAAGAAUGAGUCCAUUGAACAGAGUGUAGCUUCUAUUAGAGCUGUUAUCAAAUGCAUUAUGGAUCACGACCUUCAAUCUCAAUACCCACCCUCACAGCUUGAAGAGUAUAUAGAAUCUCUCACAAGGCAGAAGACACAUGUAACCACAUCUAUCAUUUCUGAGGCUCAGAAACCACAGCAGACUCAGCUGAAGCAUAUGGAAUCAACUAAUCCAUCUGUUCCUGCUGAUACCAAGGCCCUCAGUUAUACCUCAUCCGUUGGAAAGGCCUCUACUUGCAUGUUAGGUCAUUCCGAUGCUAUGACUUCCAUCCUUGUGAGCAUGGGUGGAAAGAACUUGCAGAGUUUUCUAAACAAUCAUUGGAAAGAGCAGGGGUUGUUGCGCAUUGAAAUCUCUAGUGCUCUCAAACUGUCAUCUGACUCGGGGAUGCUUGUGUUGGAAGCACUUGAAGGAUUUUAUCCUCCAGAACCUCAUAGUGAAGAAAUUCUAUUGGAUCUUAGUGUUAUCAGGAAAAGUUGCAUCCUUCUACUGGAACAAUUAAUGAUACUCUCACCAAAACUUAAACCAGAAGCCAAAUUGGAAGCUCGCAAGCUUGCAUUUGACUGGAAAGCAAAGAUGAAAACUGAAACAGAAAACCAUCUGGCAAUCUUGGGUUUUCUGCUGCUAGUGGGUGCCUACGGCUUGGCAUCUGCCUUCAAUAAAGAUGAGCUUGAGAGUUUGUGCCACACUGCAGCACAGGAUGAUAAUGCAUAUCAGAUUUGUCAUGAACUCAGUGUUGCAGGAGAACGUCCCCAGAUUGAGAGAUCUAUUGAUCCCUCUAAAACUGAACCUCUUUUCAACAAUGUGGAAAUGAAAGGCAGGGAAUGCGAUUUAAUCUCUGGUUGUUCUUUAAGUUUUAUUCAUUGUGUAUCAGAUCCUGCAAAGCUUGUCUUGGAUGCAUUGCAGAAAUGUCGUUCUGCCAACUUGGGGAAGUAUAAAUAUGACCCAUUAGUUAUGAAGAGUUUUUCUGAUUUGUUGGAGCAUCUGAGAGACGUUUCUCCAGAAAUAACACCACAGGUUAAAGUAGAGGCACUUGUGCUUUCUGUUGAGUGGCAUGAAACAUUGACCGGAUCACAGCUGAAUCCUUCAGAGGUCCUACGCUUUUUGCAACUUAUAGCUACUUUUGAAUUAUCAUCCUCUUAUGAUUCAGAUGAGCUUCUAGGCCUAUUGGAGAUUGUUUACAAGUCUAGAAGAGCAAUUAAUCUGUUCAAAAUCCUAGGGUUAAGAGAUAAGGUCCCAUGCUUUAUUGAGAAGCUGAUAAUGAGAAAACAAUGGCUGCUGGCUAUUAGGUACAUCUAUGUGUAUAAACGUGUUCACUUGUUUCCACCUGUGCCUCUCCUUAAGGACUAUGUGCUAAACGCAGAAGAGCUGGCUAAGAAAAUACAUGAUGAGGGACUCGGUUCUCGUGAGGCCAAAGAAAAGGCUAUAAAUCGUGAAAUAUCUGCAUUGAGAGCUGCAAUUAAAUGCAUUCUGCGUCACAGCCUUCAAUCAGAAUACUCACCUGACCUUCUUCGAGCUCGUAUUGCGAAGCUUCAAAGGCAGAUGGCAGACCUAAGGAUCCCAAACCAACACUCAGGCAAAGACAGAGAUGUAGGAAUUCUCUGCGCUCCAAUUUCUCUUGCUGCCGCAAAAAAGCGUCUUGCCUCAGCUACUGAAGGUGUUACUGUACAUGAGUCCCAACAGCAACAGCGAAAACUUAAGCGCUUCUGCCAGUUACCAACGCAGACAGAAGUUGGUCAAGAGUCUAUCAUUUGCAAUGCUUCUCUGUCAUCUGAUGUGCAAUCAUCUUCUCAACCCACAUCUGCAGAUGCUCAAUCACCAAACUACUCAAAAGAUGUGUUUUCUCAGCCUUCAGAUGACCAGAUUUGUGAUUCUGGACAACCAUCUUCCCAGCUAAUUGGUAGUUCACAUGCUUAUGAUGACGCCAAGGUUGAAACUAGAGAACCGGACCUUCCAGUACAAGCAUCGUGUCAUGCAGCUGAUAGUGGAAAGUUGAGGAGUCAUAGUGAUCACUCCGUGAUCGAUUAUAGUGUGCCACAAUCCCUGUCGCCCCAAAUAGACCCAUUUUAUCAUCCUGGGGGAAAUCUGAUGCCAAAUCUUCAGGAGCUACUUAACAAGCUGAUGAAUUCUUUGCCCAGCUCAGGGAAAAGUGAAAUAGGACCUAGUAAGAAGAGUUAGGUAGCAACUCUAUUCAAUUCUUCUCUUUAUUUAUACAAAAAAGAUCAGUAACUAUUUUAGGGACGGCCCAGCCGGGGGCUUCUGCAACACCCCAUUGCUAAGCCCAUUAUGUAUUGCCUUUGAUACUUAACAAAUCUCGACUCCUUUAUAUUUGGGGUCCCGUCCCUAGACGACUUGAGUAAAGGGGGAAUCCAAUAGCAACUGGUCUGUAGUGGUAGAACCUUGUUAAACUGAGGCUAACUAAAAUGUUCUACCUGUUGUAAGUGUGCCACAAUCUUUGUUGCAGAUAAACCCCUCUUAUUAUCCGUUCCAAA
Messenger RNA from Solanum tuberosum (potato), 4252 nucleotides. RefSeq names its product FRIGIDA-like protein 5. Bases 243 to 3938 code for a protein of 1231 amino acids. NCBI's taxonomy places the organism in Eukaryota, Viridiplantae, Streptophyta, Magnoliopsida, Solanales, Solanaceae. The record is from RefSeq and is a predicted model, not a curated record. The transcript is spliced from 7 exons.